Molecule: messenger RNA, 3303 nt
Organism: Rhagoletis zephyria (snowberry fruit fly)
Lineage: Eukaryota; Metazoa; Arthropoda; Insecta; Diptera; Tephritidae
Gene: Usp8
Product: Ubiquitin specific protease 8
Biological process (GO): protein deubiquitination
Molecular function (GO): cysteine-type deubiquitinase activity
Source: RefSeq, a predicted model, not a curated record
UCGGGUGAAACGUCAUUUUCUCACUGACGCAAAAUGAAAUUUUGUACGAGAUUUAGUUAAAUCUUUUAUCAAUUUGUUUUUGAUUAAAUUAGGCGGCUGCUUGUGCUAAAUUAAUACCAAAAUAUUAAUAAUUAAACAGGUUCUCUUGUCCAGUGAAUUUGGUUUAAAUAUCCACUGUUCCUGACAGGAUAGGAAUAUCGACGUAUCUACACGUAGUGCAUUGCAUAUUGCUGCCACAGGAAUCGGCCGGGAAUCACUUUGAAGAAAAUUUUACAUUUUAAGCCAUGCCAAAAAUGGCACAAGUGAAAGAUUUACACUUAGGUAAAAAUUUAAAUGAUUUGGAAAAACAUUCCGAGAUUCCUGAUGCGCGCACGAAGAAAACUCAUAUACUGGUUGAAUCAGCGAGGAAGUUGCUACGUGAAGCGGAUAAAUAUUAUCGAGAGGGCGACGAAGAGCUUGCCUAUGUCUUAUAUAUGAAGUAUUUCAAUUUACUUCAUUGCAUACAUAAAAAACCUGACUAUCCAGAACUUAAGCAUACUGUACGGCAAGCAUUAGGCGGCAAUUCCAAUAACAAGGUCACAAUGAACAAACUGGAGCUGCUUAACUCAUCACUUAGCCGCCGUUAUGAGGCGAAACAGCUUGCCCAUGCCGCUACGCAAUCCGCAGCCCUUGUAGCACCUCCUUCUAAACUUAGCGAACACGUCCGUGACUACAACGAGCUAAGUGCGUCAGAGAAAUUUGACCUGUUGAAAGCGGAUACACCAAGUCCUGCCACCUCAAAUUUUUUAGGCAGUUACUAUACGUUGCAAUCGUUAGGUAUCAUAAAAUGUGAAGAAUUAUUCGGACUUAUGAAGCAAAGCAAUGUGCUAGUAAUGGAUUGUCGAUCGAGUAAAGAUUAUGAGACAUCGCAUCUGACAUAUCAGUAUUCUUUUAAUGUACCCGAGGAACACAUCUGUGCAGGUAUGUCGGCUGGAAAACUACAAGACAAACUAGAAAAUGGUGCCAAGGUUUUAUGGUCAGCUCGCUCAGUAAAAGAACAAGUUGUGCUAAUAGAUUGGAAUAGUAGAGAUGCCAACCCGCCUCCAACUUCCUCUAUUGGAAUUCUGCUCGAUAUACUACAAAAAUGGGACCCAGAUGUAAUUUACCGUUCACCAAUCAGAAUUCUACAAGGUGGCUACGAGUUCUUCAUUAUGAUGUACCCAACAUUGUGCACUAAUCCCAGCGUGCAAGCGCCGCAACAGAACAACAACGAUUUUGAUUUAAUUGACGACAUUGAAUAUCCAUCAAUAAAUGAUAUUACAAUGAAGGAUGAAAUAAGUGGUCAGAGUUAUACGUCCAGGCCAGGAAGUAGUUUGUCGCGACCCCUUACUUUCGCAUUGUCACCACCACCAAGCGUUGAUCGCUCUAGUAAAAUGGCUGCAAUGAAAACGUACGAACAGAAGCAACAACCUAUUGUUGAGCUAGCUAAGGAGCAGAAAGAGUUGAUGGAGAAAGCGCAAGUUAAUGAUGAACAGCUAAAGAAAGCUUCACAAAAAUUGGACUCUAUAUUUGAGAAAAAUAAACAAAGUCCCGAUAAAAUGCCAAUGUCAGCAACCGAAAAAGAACUGCUUUACUAUAUAAUGCAGUUAGAGAGUGAAGCUACAGAUUAUAAAACUGAGAACGAUCGCCUUUUAGAUGAAAUCGAGAAAUAUAAACUCAUUAAAAAAGAAGAAGAAGAUGAGUUAACACCCAACGAAAAAGCUGAUAUCGAAAAGACUACACGCCAAAUUGAGGAUAAAAUACAAGAGCGACAAAGGCUUAACGAGCAGCUGGAACGGGAAAAACAACAACGUGACCAACAGUUAGCCACGGCAAUGGCGCUAGCACGGGCACCAAUGGACAAAGAUGACGAUAUAUCCAAACCAAAAAUACCACAGUUCGAUCGAUCUGUAAAACCGCAGAGCAGUACAUCCACCUAUAUAAUAGAUAGACAACGCGAUUUCUCACCGGUACCCGGCGCAGUGGGUCGCGGCUUGACCGGCCUAAAAAACUUGGGCAACACCUGCUACAUGAACAGUAUAAUACAGUGCCUCAGCAAUACCCCACAGCUCACCGAAUACUGUAUAACUGACAAAUAUAAGAACUACAUAAGUCGCAGCAAUAAGACGAAGGGUCAUAUUGUCGAGGAGGUGGCGGCGCUCAUUAAAGUUUUAUGGAAUGGCAACUAUAAAUGUGUUGCUAGUAAGGACUUGCGUUACGUUAUGGGUCAAUAUCAGCAAAUCUUCCGCGGCAUCGAACAGCAGGAUUCACACGAAUUUCUUACCAUACUUAUGGAUUGGCUACAUUCCGAUUUGCAAACGUUGAACGUACCCGAGAAGGCACGUGAUAACAUAACACCGUCCGAGAAGGCGUGGCUUGAAUUUACCAAAGCAAAAGAGAGUCUCAUACUGCAUUUAUUCUAUGGCCAAAUAAAAAGUACCGUCAAAUGUGUCGACUGCAACAAAGAGUCGGCCACAUAUGAGUGUUUUUCGAAUCUAAGCCUGGAACUGCCUUCAAAUGCAAAUCUUUGCUAUCUUAGCCAAUGCAUGGAUAUGUACUUUAGCGGUGAACGUAUACACGGUUGGAAUUGUCCGAAUUGCCAGAAGAAACGCGAUGCUGUAAAGAAAUUGGAUAUUUCAAAACUGCCACCUGUAUUGGUGAUACAUCUCAAAAGAUUCUAUGCCGAUUCUGAUGCUGUUGGUAAUUCGUACAAAAAGAAACAAAACUAUCUACGCUUUCCGCUCGAAAAUCUCGAUAUGACACCCUACAUUGCCAAAUCCGAAUCGCGUUCGGUGACACCGAAAACGUAUCAACUUUAUGGCGUAUCUAAUCAUUACGGCUCCAUGGAGAGCGGCCACUACACUGCGUUCUGUAAAAGUGGUAAUUAUGCCAGAUGGUUCAAGUUCGAUGACCAGGUCGUCACGCCGUUGGAUACUUCUAAUGUGGUUUCCGGUGCUGCUUACAUACUCUUCUACACUUGGUUACCACCCAUUCAAAUAACCGAUAACAACAACACAAAUUAGCAGGGUGCAAAGGUUAAGUAUGAAGAUGGGAGUUUUUUUUUGUGCAUUUGCUACAUAACCUUGUUGACGUGAGCUGCGUGAAUAUUUAUCAAUUCGAAUGAAAUACACACGGUAAAUAUUUACAAAUCUUUAAGCUAGCGACACAUUGACACUCAUAAGCAGACAUUGCAUUUGUUAGCUAUUCGACCCUACGGAGGGUGAAUUGAUUGUUAUUCGUGCGUUUGGUCUAGUCGCAGUUAAAUGACUUGAAUUUUUUAAUCCA